GAGUUGGGGAAGGAGGAGGAUCUGAGAUUACUCUAUUGGCGACAUGGACGCCACACAAUUGACAGAGCUGAUGGGCAGCCAUGACUUCAUGCAACUGCAACAGCAGCUGCAGCACAACAACAACAAUUACAACACAGAUGGCCACAAUGGACUCUCACCGGAAUCGGCGGAGCGCAGUUCGCGGCCAGUGCGACGUGCAACACGACGCACCUCACAGCUAAGCAAUAACACAUACGAUCUGGAGAUGACGGACUCCAGUUCGCAGAGUGACGACACCAGCGGCGGCGGUGGCAGCAGCAACGGCGGCGGCAGCAGCACCAACAACACCAGCCACCAACAUGGCAAUGCCCAAGGCGGCCAGCGAACCUCGAGCCGGGGCAGGCAACAGAAUGGGUCGACGGGCUCCAGUCUAACGGCGAACAGCGCCAAUGCGAAUCGCCGGCGAAAGGGUGCCCUCAAUGCCAAGGAGCGGAAUCUGCGUCGGCUGGAGUCCAAUGAGCGCGAACGGAUGCGGAUGCAUAGCUUGAAUGAUGCAUUUCAGUCGCUGCGCGAGGUCAUUCCCCAUGUGGAGAUGGAGCGGCGUCUGUCCAAGAUCGAGACACUGACGCUGGCCAAGAACUACAUCAUCAAUCUGACGCACAUUAUACUCUCCAAGCGGAACGAGGAGGCGGCUGCCAUGGAGCUGAAUGGUGGUGCUGUUGGUGGUGUGCUGCUGACGGGCUUAACCGGUGAGGUUGGUGGUGCAACAACAAAUGGUGGGGCAGGUGGCGGUGGCGGGGGCGGUGCAGGUACUGCUGGUACUGGAGCAACAGUUGGCAGCGGCACAAAUGGUCUUGUGUGCUUUGAGGAUGCUUUGGCCAGUGGCUCUGUUGGUGGUGUUGCCUACGAUUGUGCUCUGCUCGCCGCCAGCGAUGGCAGCUUGUUAAGCGCAGCCACGCCCACCAUGCAGAGCCUGCAGCCAACGCAGGCGAUGCACAUUCUGGCGCAUCCGCCACAAGUGGAGCAACAGCAACAACAACAA
Drosophila grimshawi is the source of this 1021-nucleotide messenger RNA. RefSeq names its product protein dimmed (gene dimm). Gene Ontology annotation, molecular function: protein dimerization activity. The transcript is spliced from 3 exons. Lineage: Eukaryota; Metazoa; Arthropoda; Insecta; Diptera; Drosophilidae. The annotation marks the transcript as partial. The record is from RefSeq and is a predicted model, not a curated record.